AGUUCGCCCGGUGUCUAGGUCGAGGCCGGGGCGGUGAGCCUGAGUUGGGUCCCGGUGCUUGGAGGCGGUGGACUCUUUCCCCCGCUUGUCCUCUCUCCGGACCCCGGAGAAACCCGCUCCCAGUCAUGCUGAUCAGAGCAUGGAAGCAGCUGACUAUGAGGUGCUGUUGGUGCGGGAGCAGCUGUUCCACGAACGCGUCCGGGAGUGCAUAAUCUCCACACUGCUGUUUGCAACGCUUUAUAUCCUCUGCCACAUCACUCUGACCCGAUUCAAGAAGCCAGCUGAUUUUACCACAGUUGAUGAUGAAGACGCCACAGUCAACAAGAUUGCGCUUGAGCUCUGCACAUUUACCUUGGCGGUGGCCCUGGCUGCAGUCCUGCUCCUGCCCUUUUCCAUCCUCAGCAAUGAAGUGCUGCUUUCCCUUCCCCGAAACUACUAUAUCCAGUGGCUCAAUGGCUCCCUCAUCCAUGGACUCUGGAACCUUGUCUUUCUCUUCUCUAAUCUGUCCCUUGUCUUCCUCAUGCCCUUUGCCUACUUUUUCACUGAGUCAGAAGGCUUUGCUGGCUCAAAGAAGGGGGUCCUGGGCAGGGUAUAUGAGACAGUGGUGAUGCUGCUGCUCUUGUCACUGCUGGUGCUAGGCAUGGUGUGGGUGGCCUCUGCCAUUGUGGACAACAGCAAGACCAGCCGGGAGUCUUUGUAUGAUCUCUGGGAGUAUUAUCUUCCCUACCUCUAUUCCUGCAUCUCCUUUCUUGGUGUAUUGCUCCUUUUGGUGUGUACACCACUGGGCCUGGCCCAAAUGUUCUCUGUCACUGGAAAACUACUGGUCAAGCCCAGGCUGCUGGAGGACCUGGAAGAACAGCUGCAUUGCUCAGCCUUUGAGGAGGCAGCUCUAACCCGAAGGAUGUGUAACCCCACUUCGUGCUGGCUGCCCCUGGACGUGAAGCUGCUGCACAGACAGGUCGUGACCCUGCAGACACAGAGACUCAUGCUGGAGAAACGACAGAAGGCCUCUGCUUGGCAGCGAAACCUGGGUUACCCACUGGCUAUGCUAUGUCUGCUGUUGCUGACGGGCCUCUCUGUGCUUAUUGUUGCCAUCCACAUCCUGGAAUUGCUCAUUGAUGAGGCAGCCAUGCCCCGUGGCAUGCAGGGUACGUCCUUGGGCCAGGUGUCUUUCUCCAAGCUGGGCUCCUUUGGUGCUCUCAUCCAGGUUAUCCUCAUCCUUUACCUGAUGCUGUCCUCUGUUGUGGGCUUCUACAGCUCUCCAUUGUUCCGAGGCCUUCAACCCAAACGGCAAGAUACAGCCAUGACCCAGAUCAUUGGGAACUGUGUCUGUCUCCUGGUGCUGAGCUCAGCCCUUCCUAUUUUCUCUCGUACACUAGGGCUUACCGGCUUUGACUUGCUGGGUGACUUUGGGCGUUUCAAUUGGCUGGGAAAUUUCUAUAUUGUAUUCCUAUAUAAUGCGGCCUUUGCUGGCCUUACCACCCUUUGCCUGGUCAAGACUGUCACUGGAGCAGUUCGGGAUGAGCUCAUCCGGGCCUUUGGUCUUGAUAGACUACCACUACCUGUCUCUGGAUUUCCACGUCAGCACAGCAAGACUCAGCUCCAGUGACCUUGAUCUUAGAGAGUUGGGUAGAAGGGAGAAGACUGGAUACCACCAGGCUUGGAGCAGAGUCCUGGGGGGACUGGGUGCUUUUCAAGGCCUGAAAUUUUUUUGUGUGUGGGGAGGAGUUGGAGGGUAGCUAAAGACCUUUGCCCUGCUGUAUAAUCUGAGCCAAAGUUUGGGGGCCCAUUUCUUUUCGCUCCCCCUCCCCCCCUUACCAACCCCUUUCAGAAAAAUAUGGGCCCCUGGCUAGAAGGCUGGGUAUCUGCAACUAGCUCCUAGCCUCACCUCCGUUUACAUAUUAAUCUGCCUCAUUAUAGUCCUGGGCACUGCCCCUGGCCAUGUUUACAUGAUCUUAUGUGCAAUAGGGGAGGGAAGGAGUUGGGAAGUGGAAAAAGAAUGGGGAGACAGACCAUUUCCCGGGAACACUUGGCCUUAGCCCUCUGUUGUCCUGCCCCUAGCAGAGCAGAGCCCUCCCUAGGGCCUCUUUCGACUACCUGGGACCUGGGAUGGAUGAGGUCAGGAAGGUCUGUUCCCUCUCAAGAUAAAGAUCCUUCCCUGUCUUCUUUCUCUCCCCCUAUUUUUCCCUCCCCCAAAUAAAGUUGUUCUUGUGGGUUCUU
Trichosurus vulpecula (common brushtail) is the source of this 2220-nucleotide messenger RNA. RefSeq names its product limb development membrane protein 1 like (gene LMBR1L). Bases 140 to 1609 code for a protein of 489 amino acids. The record is from RefSeq and is a predicted model, not a curated record. NCBI's taxonomy places the organism in Eukaryota, Metazoa, Chordata, Mammalia, Diprotodontia, Phalangeridae. Gene Ontology annotation, biological process: signal transduction; receptor-mediated endocytosis. The transcript has 17 exons. Gene Ontology annotation, molecular function: transmembrane signaling receptor activity.